This is a messenger RNA of Atta colombica, 1698 nucleotides long. RefSeq names its product arylsulfatase B-like. Lineage: Eukaryota; Metazoa; Arthropoda; Insecta; Hymenoptera; Formicidae. The transcript is spliced from 8 exons. The record is from RefSeq and is a predicted model, not a curated record. Bases 1 to 1698 code for a protein of 565 amino acids.
AUGAGUUCGAGCAUGCUUUCUUUUGCUUUCUUACUGAUAGUUUUAAGUGUAACCCUUUAUUUCGGUUCGACUUAUGCUUCUACGCAAUCACCCAAUAUUGUCGUUAUCAUCGCUGAUGAUCUUGGAUGGAACGAUGUUAGCUUUCACGGUGCCGAUGAAAUUCCUACUCCGAAUAUAGACGCUCUCGCAUACAACGGCGUGAUAUUGAAUCGACAUUAUGUAAUGCCGAUGUGUACGCCGUCAAGGGUAGCUUUCCUCAGCGGGCGACAUCCCUUAAGGACAAGUAUGCAGGGCUAUCCCUUGAAAGGAGCUGAACCACGUGGUCUGCACUUGAACGAUACUCUUUUACCUGAGUAUCUUCGUAAACUCGGAUACACUACUCAUCUCCUAGGGAAAUGGCAUGUUGGUUAUCUCACGAGAAAUUACGUACCCACUCGUCGUGGUUUCGACACUUUCUUGGGAUAUUUCAAUGGCCUUAUUCAAUACUUCAAUCAUACACUAAUCGAAAACGAACAAGUAGGCUAUGAUUUGCACCGUAUCGUAGGUGACAAUCACACAAUUGAAUAUAGAUAUGACUACAUGACUAAUCUUAUAACCGAGGAGGCUGAAAAUAUUAUUUUAUCGCAUAAUACUGAGAGGCCCAUGUAUCUGCAACUAGCACAUCUCGCUUCACAUGCUAGUAAUGCUGAAGAAAUUAUGGAAGUUUACGACUGGAAAGAAACGAAUGCCACUCUCGGCUACAUUCAAGACAUAAACAGAAGAAAGUUCGCGAGUGUCGUUGCUACAUUAGAUAAAUCUAUCGGUCGGGUGGUUGAUGCUCUAAACAAGAAAGAUAUGUUAAAGAACACAAUCAUACUUUUUAUAAGUGAUAAUGGAGCACAGACCGAAGGUCCAUUAUAUCAAAAUUUUGGAUCUAAUUAUCCAUUACGGGGGUUGAAAAGCUCGUUGUAUGAAGGAGGUGUUCGAGGUGCCGCGUGCAUUUACUCACCCUUGAUUGAGAACUCGUCGAGAGUCUUAACGCAAUUAUUUCACAUUACCGAUUGGCUACCCACGCUAUACUCCGCGGCUGGCGGUAAUUCAAGCGAUUUAUACCAAUUGGAUGGUAUUGACCAGUGGUCCACGAUCAAAACACAAAAAGCUAGCAAACGAAAAUCGGUUGUCAUAAAUAUCGAGGACAUUGACUACAGUGCUGCAUUAAUGGGACGUUACAAACUCGUUCAAGAUAAGUCCGACUUUCAGAAGCAUUAUAUUGACUAUAAAGGUAAUGAUCCGUCGUAUCCCAAAUACAACGUGACAAAUGUAUUAGAGUCACCAGCCGCAUCGGCCAUAGCAAAUGUUUCAAAUCAUGUAGUAACUGCAAGUAAAAUAGAAGAGCUCCGAAAAGAGGCCACGGUAGUUUGCGAGAAUCUUACGACCUCCGAUUGCGAGAAUCGCACUUGCUUGUUCGAUAUCUAUGAAGAUCCUUGCGAAGUUAUAGAUAUAUCCUCGCAGUAUCCUGAGAUUGUGAAGAGUUUGAACGUGCUCAUCGAAUGCUAUAAAAGGCAGGGCUACGAGGAAGCGAUUAUUUUAGAUGCCGAUCCUGCUGGCUAUCCGUCCAACUCUAACAAUUACACUUGGAUACCGUGGUUGCCGGACGACUAUGUACCGAGCAACAAAGUAUAUUUUACGAUAAAUGGAGCUGAAUACGCGGAAAUAUAA